Gekko japonicus is the source of this 1635-nucleotide messenger RNA. Its product is annotated as chromosome unknown open reading frame, human C2orf76. The record is from RefSeq and is a predicted model, not a curated record. Bases 147 to 527 code for a protein of 126 amino acids. Lineage: Eukaryota; Metazoa; Chordata; Lepidosauria; Squamata; Gekkonidae. The transcript has 7 exons.
UCGGGAAGAAAAGGCGAAUCGGAGAGAGUGUGUGUGUGUGUGUGUGUGUGUGGGAUCGUGUCACGUGACGUUGAAGGGCCGGUUGAGGCGUCGCGCGGAGCCCGAGAAUUCGCAUUGUAGCCGAAGGUAACGUCUGGCUGAGUCAAAUGUCAUCAGAAGGCGUGACCAUUACUGUUCGGCUGGUUCGCUCCUUUGAGCACCGUAAUUUCAAACCUGUCGUGUACCAUGGUGUUGACCUGGACCAGACUGUAAAGGAGUUUAUUGCAUUUGUGAAGAAUGAUGUGUCAUUAAGAAUGGGACUUCCGCCUCCCUUUAAAAAGUUCAGAUACGACACAAUGAAGAUUAUUCACCAGGCGCAUGGCUCUAAGACCAAUGAACUUGUUGUGAGUUUAGAAGAUGAUGACAAACUCAUUUUGGCAGAGGACGGCACCCUGAAAGCAGCCGGAAUCGCACAUGAAACAGAGUUAGCAUUUUUCUGCAUGGAUGAUUACAGAGAAUAUAAAGCCAAUCCUACUGCAGCCUGGUGAAGAUUUUGAGACUUGGAGAGAAGCACCCCCCCUCGGUAUUUUUUCGAUAUAUCCGUACAGAAUAUACAUAGAAAAAUAACAUAGUAAAUCUUCAAGCAAGCAUCGCAUGACCCUUAUAUCCCGAUACUGGUGGAUUAAAAAUACAGAGACUAUGUACAAAGGGUUCUCCCCCACCCCACUGUAACUUUUAUAAAAGAGACUAACUGCUUUAACAAAAUGAGUUCUUAAAUGUUUGAUAUGUGUGUGUGGGGCAAAGAAUGUUCAGUGUUCGACUUGAAGGAGCUGGCCUGAAACUUGACAUCAUCUUACGAAGACAAAUUUCACAUGUGAAUGCAGUAAAGCAGUUGGCCUUGGGUUUAAGAAACGAUGGAUGCAAAUGUAGCAACUAGAUGGGCUAUCACAUUUCGACUACAAGGGAUCAUUAUAUACGGCCCUCUUGUGCACCUGGAAACCUACUCUUUUAAGGGCUUAGAAGGCAGGUACUUCUUUAAAAAAAUAAAUAUGGAUCUCAAAGUUGUGGAGAAAAGGUGGUAUUCGAGAGAUGACCUAGAUGGAAUGUCUAGAUGUCAGGGAGCACAGCCAUCCCUUGUGAUGCUGUCCCCCAAUUCUCCAGUAGCUACCACCUUCUUCCUUUUGUCCUGUGACCGGGCAGUCCACGCUUAACUUUUCUUGCCAAGUUCCUGGGUAUCUUUGAAAGCAGACAAAAGGAUGGGAAGUCAAUGUAUGUAAACAAUGUUCAGAAGGUGCUUUUUAAGCAGCAAAGUUAACUGUGGCUGGUGCUUGAGUGCACUCUUUGCUUCUCACUCUUCCAUUCUCUUGUGGAGCACGGUGAAGGAAUCCUAACGGGCUACGUGGGAUAAAGGGGGAGGGAGGAGCAAGAUCUGUGAGUCUGUCAUCAAGCCAGCUUCAUGCACAUUUGAACAAGUGUGGUUAAUUUUGCAAGGCUGCAUUCAGAUGGGUGAAUUUUGGGAUGAAGACUAUUGUGUGCAUUGCAGCCAUACUCUUAUUACUCUCCUGGUUAAGUAGCUUCUUUAUACAGCACCAAAGGGAACACUACUUCCUAUCUAAGAGAGACUUUGCUGAAGAACUGUGACCCAUAUCUGCUGUC